Molecule: messenger RNA, 1500 nt
Organism: Symbiodinium sp. CCMP2592
Lineage: Eukaryota; Dinophyceae; Suessiales; Symbiodiniaceae
Source: the annotation of a GenBank genome assembly
AUGGCCUAUCCGAAGGCAGAGGCAGAGGCCGUUCCUGCACCGCGGAGAGUUGCCAUUUACGGAGGAGCCUUCGACCCUCCGACGAACUCCCACUUGACAUGCGCUGCAGAGAUUGUGCACAGCGGCUGUGCUGAUGAAGUCUGGCUUGUGCCUUGCGGGCCGCGCCCAGACAAGCCGAAGUUGAAGACGCCGGCGAUCGACCGGUACUGCAUGUGUCAGAUAGCGGUGAACACCGUCUUCAGCCCCGAUUUUCCCGUCAAGGUCUCCGACGUUGACAUUGGCAAAAAGAUGGCGGCAUUCACGUACGAUCUUCUUGUCGAACUUAAGGAGAGAAGUCCCAGCACAGAGUUCGCGUUCGUGAUCGGGUCCGACUGGCUCCAGCCAGGAACCAAUCUAGCUGAGUGGACGUCCCUGAAUCCCGAGUGGAAGGAGGGGAUGCCCGAGGCGCAGAGGGAAAUCGUCACAGGGCACAAGCUGCUCCAGGAGUUCGAGUUCCUCGUCGUCCCCCGCCCCGGCUAUGACGUCGCAAGGACCGAGGCGGAUCCCAGCGGGCUGAGGGCCUUCGGACCGCGGCUUCGGUGGAUGGAGAUGCCGGAGCAGUUUCACUUCAUCGAGGGCAACCUGUCCUCAACGGAGAUCAGAACACGAACGCAGUACACGUGGCGAGUCAAGGAGGCUGCCAAGGGUGGAGGUGCAAUCGAGGGCCUAGUGCCUCCAGGUGUGCUGUUGCUUGGCUGCAAAGACCUUUCCGGGCGCCCCUUGAGCUCACAAGCAAUGAGAUGGAGGCAGGGACGCAGGGAGCGUGCGAGCGAGCCGCUGGCACUUGGAAUUCUGCGUGCUGAUCAGAACGGUGCGCUCAUCGAGCAGUGCCCAGCGCUAACGAUAGCAGUGGGACUUGUACUCUCCGUGGUCCUUGCAGCGUGCGGUGUGGCAUUCUACAACCACCAGACUCUGACCAUCCCAAUCGAGACGGAGUCGAAAUCAGUGGUUAUGCUCGCCACGCAGGCAUCGCCCCUAUCACUAGGACUGGGCACAGCUUGCAGGAAGGGAACUCAUCACGACCAGACCAUUGUGCCAAAGCAUGUCAAGAUCAUCAAAGCCUCCAGAUCGGGAUGUCUCUCAAAGUGCACCAGCAUGGGCAGUGCCUGCCAUGCCUGCGAGUUUCGUGAAUCAGAGCAGCGGUGUGAGAUUUGGGAGGAGCCAUCGCGGGGCCAUGCUUCGCUACUUUUCGAAGACAUGGCGGUGAAGGGAGUUCCAGACUUCGAGUGCUUCAUCAUGUCUGGGCGAUGUGAGACUCUGAAAGCGCACAAGCAGCAGCUGGAGGACAGCAUGUCGACCUUGCUCGAGCACAUAAAGGAUCAUUGCAUGGAGGGCCCAAGCUACGACAAGUACGACAAGUGCUCCAAGGCAUAUGCGGAAAGCCUGCUCGAAGCCAACAUGAGAUUCUGCACGGCGAUUCAGCAAAGUUGCCCCGAUUCGUCUGGCAUGCAGUGUGAUUAG